AAUAUCAACAACGCAAUGAGUCUAUUAUACAUGAAAAAAAUACAUUAAUAUCUCAUGAGACAACAGAUUUAAACGUAUCCUGAACGAUUUCGCAGCUGAUUGUCAGAAUGUCAGUGUAACUAUAUAAGAUUGUCACUGUCAAAUUUGAUUAACUCUAAUAGCUCUGCAUUGUUUGCGUCAUCCAUCUCAACAUUUUUUAAGCCAAUGUUUUGAUAACUAUAUCGGAGGGCUUUGAUGAAAAUAAAAAUAAUAAGUGCUUCAACAUUAUUCGGCGGAUAUUGUGUAGUGGGGUGAUUUUACGUAACGCAGGUGUACGUGAGUCGGUGGCACCGGUACCGCAGCAGCAGAGAGCGAGCGUGCGAGUGAGCGAUGGUGGAGGCGGCGAAGCGCGAGGAGGCGGGCUGGGCGCGCGCGCUGGCCGAGGCGGCGCCCGCGGGCGCCGAGGCGUCGGUGCCGGACGCGGCGCUGGGCGCGCUGCUGGACGACGCCGACGCCACCGACGGGGAUGCCGAGCUUUGGGUGCGCCGGCUCGGCGAGCGCGUGGGGCGGCUGGACGCGCUGAACGUGGGCGGCAUGCUGGCGGCGGCCACGGAGGGCGGCGGCGCGGGCGCGCGGCUGGCGGCGCGGCUGGACGCGGGCGGCGCGGCGGCGGCGGCGUUGGCGGCGCGCCUGGCGCGGCUCGACGCGCUCGCCCGCGCCGCGCCCGCCGCGCUGCACGCGCGCUCCGGCGCCGCGCGCGCCGACUCCGCCGCCCGCAUGCUGCUGCAAGAGCUCACCGAGAUCUACGCCUGGCUCGACGCGCCGCCGCUGAGGGAUCUCGACUCCAUUUCUGAGAUCUCGCUGGCGGGGGCGGAGGGGCGCGCCGCGCUGGCGGCGGGCGCGGCGCUGCGGACGGCGCUGCGCGCGGAGGCGGGCAUGGCGCCGGCGCGGCGGCGGCUGGGCGCCGUGCGCGAGCGCCUGCGCCGCCUGCAGCGCGCCAAGGACGCGCUCGCCGCCGCGCUCGCCCGCCACCUCAACAACCUGCUCAUUCAUCUCGGCAACGAGGCGGCGUCGGCGCCGGCGGCGGGCGCGGCGGGCGCGGCGCGCGCGCACCACGCCGACCUGCUGCCGUACGCGCCCUUCAUGCGCUGGCUCAAGGACAUGGACGAGAAGGCCUACGACGCGCUCACCAAAGUGUACGUGGGCACGUGGUCGCGCGUGUACGAGCGCGAGGCGCGCGCGGCGUGCGAGGCGGCCCGCGCCGCGCCGCCGCCGCCGCACGCCGCCGCCGCCGACACGCCGCUCGACGCCGUGCUGACGGUGGUGGAGAACAUUUGCAACGCAGAGCAAGACUUCUGCUCACAGUUCUUUUUCCUGGACGUCGAUGUCAAGAGCGAGGGCAGCGACGGCGGCAGCGAGGCGAGCGAGGAGGCGGCGGCGCGGCGCGGCGCGGGCGCGGAGGCGCGCCGCAUGAUGGCCGAGCUGUUCCCCGCGCUCGAGGCCGAGCUGCUGGCGCUCGUGGCGCACCUCGAGCGACAACCCUACGGAGCCAUGCGCGCGCUGGCGUGCGUGGGCACGCGCGUGCUGGGGGAGGGCGGAGGGGGGGAGGGCCGCUGGGCGCGCACGGCGCUGGCGGCGGUGGCGGUGGCGGCCAAGCGCGGCGCCGACCGCGUGGUGGCCGAGCGCCUCGCCGCCAUGCCCGACGCCGCCAAGCACGCCGCCAAGCGCCCCAAGGCGGGCCUGCUCGAUUUCCUGUCGGAGUUCGAGGAGCUGAGCUCGGUGUGCGAGGGCAUCUUCGGGCGCAGCGGGCGGCGCGCCGACCUGGAGCGCUGGUACGCGGCGCUGGGCGGCGCCAUGCUGGCCGCCGUCGCCGCCGCCGACCACCCGCGCACGCCGCGCCCCGUGCUGCGCCUCGAGAACUACCACCGCCUGCACGCGCUGCUCGCGGCGCGGCGUGCGCCGGCGCUGGACGCGUUGCGGCGCGAGGCGCGCGCGCGCUACUCGGAGGCGCUGCGCCAGUACGUCACGCAGUACUUCGGCCGCCCGCUCGACAAGCUCACGCAGUUCUUCGAGGGCGUGGCGGAGGCGGUGGCGGGCGGCGCGCGCGAGGAGGAGGUGUGCUACCGCGCCGCCUUCAGCAAGCACGAGCUGCGCCGGCUGCUCGCGCUGUACCCCGCGCCCGAGGUGCGCCGCUCGCUGCACCGGCUCUACCGCACCGUGGAGAAGCACCUCAGCGAGGAGGGCGGCCUGCUGCAGGUCGUGUGGCGCGCCAUGCAGGAGGAGUUCCUGCAGCAGCACCACGCGUUGCAGGCGCGCAUCGCGGCGUGCUACCCGGGCGCAGGGCUGGCGCUGCCGCUCACCACGCAGGACAUCCUCGACGCCUUCUCCGACAUCGCGCGCGAGCACUGACCGUGACCGGUGACCACGCAGUACAACACUCACCACACAACAACAGCAGGACACUCCCGGCAUCGCGCGCGAGCACUGACCGUGACCGGUGACCGCGCAGUACAACACUCACCACACAACAACAGCAGGACACUCCCGGCAUCGCGCGCGAGCACUGACCGUGACCGGUGACCGCGCAGUACAACACUCACCACACAACAACAGCAGGACACUCCCGGCAUCGCGCGCGAGCACUGACCGUGACCGGUGACCGCGCAGUACAACACUCACCAUCACACAACAACACGCAGCACGCAGGUGACGCAGGACACUCGGCAUCGCGCGCGAGCACUAGCUGUCACCGGCCACCGCACAACACGUCGCUGCAGCCCUGCGCUCAACCCAGGCCCCAGGAGGACUCAUGGGGAUCAUGGUCCCAUAGCGGAACAAGUUUGUAUCAGUCUGUAUUUUUUGAGUGGCAUGAAUGACACUCUCCACUAAUGUUAUCCUUUAAGUAUUCUGCCUGCAUUACAGUUAUUGUAAAUCAUAGACAUCUAGAAAAAAUGUAUUUAUAUUUAGUGUUAAGUAUUUUAUUAUUCAUUAAUUAUACAAUAUAUUUACUCUUUUCCAA
Molecule: messenger RNA, 2998 nt
Organism: Leguminivora glycinivorella
Lineage: Eukaryota; Metazoa; Arthropoda; Insecta; Lepidoptera; Tortricidae
Gene: Sec3
Product: exocyst complex component 1
Biological process (GO): exocytosis; Golgi to plasma membrane transport
Cellular component (GO): exocyst; plasma membrane
Molecular function (GO): phosphatidylinositol-4,5-bisphosphate binding
Source: RefSeq, a predicted model, not a curated record